AUGGGCCGGGCCCGGCCGGGCGAGCGCGGGCCCCCCAACCCCGGCCCCGCCGCACCGCCCGCGCCGCCUGCGCCCUCGCCGCGCUGCGCCCGCGCCGUGGCGCUGCUCGGGGCCCUGCUCGCCGCCGCCGCCGCGGCCGCUGCUGCCCGGGCCUAUGGCCGCUACACUGAGGCCCAGGCGGCCGCGCGGCAGGAGUCGGCGCUGAAGGCCCUGGGGACAGAAGGCCUCUUUCUCUUCUCCUCGUUGGACACGGACCACGACAUGCACAUCAGCCCCGAGGAGUUCAAGCCCAUCGCAGAGAAGCUGACAGGGUCAAGUCCCACGGCCAGCUACGAGGAGGAGGAGCUGCCGCCUGACCCCAGCGAGGAGACGCUCACCAUAGAAGCCCGAUUCCAGCCUCUGCUCCCCGAGUCCAUGACCAAGAGCAAAGAUGGAUUCCUAGGGGUCUCCCGCAUGGCCCUGUCCGGCCUCCGCAACUGGACAGCCGCAGCCUCGCCAAGUGCCGUGUUUGCCGCCCGCCACUUCCGGCCCUUCCUUCCCCCUCCGGGCCAGGCGGAGCUGGGCGAGCCCUGGUGGAUCAUCCCCAGCGAGCUGAGUGUCUUCACCGGCUAUUUGUCCAACAACCGCUUCUACCCGCCACCGCCCAAGGGCAAGGAGGUCAUCAUCCACCGGCUCCUGAGCAUGUUCCACCCGCGGCCCUUCGUGAAGACCCGUUUCGCCCCUCAGGGGGCCGUCGCCUGCCUGACUGCCAUCAGCGACUUCUACUACACCGUGAUGUUCCGGAUCCACGCCGAGUUCCAGCUCAGCGAGCCACCCGACUUCCCCUUCUGGUUCUCGCCCGCCCAGUUCACCGGCCACAUCAUCCUCUCCAAAGACGCCACCCACGUCCGUGACUUCCGGCUCUUCGUGCCCAACCACAGGUCUCUGAACGUGGACAUGGAGUGGCUCUACGGGGCCAGUGAGAACAGCAAUAUGGAGGUGGACAUCGGUUACAUACCCCAGAUGGAGCUGGAGGCCACAGGCCCCUCGAUACCCUCCGUGAUCCUGGAUGAGGACGGCAACAUGAUUGACAGCCGCCUGCCCUCGGGGGAGCCCCUCCAGUUUGUGUUUGAGGAGAUCAAGUGGCAGCAGGAGCUGAGCUGGGAGGAGGCCGCGAGGCGCCUGGAGGUGACCAUGUACCCCUUCAAGAAGGUCACCUACCUGCCAUUCACCGAGGCCUUCGACCAAGCCAAGGCCAAGAACAAGCUGGUGCACUCGAUCCUGUUGUGGGGGGCCCUGGAUGACCAGUCCUGCUGAGGUUCCGGGCGGACUCUCCGGGAGACGGUCCUGGAAAGUUCGCCCAUCCUCGCCCUCCUCAACGAGAGCUUCAUCAGCACCUGGUCCCUGGUGAAGGAGCUGGAGGACCUGCAGAAUGACCUGGAGAACCCGUCCCACAAGGAGCUGGCCGACCUGCACCUGGAGAAGUACAGCUUCCCAGUGGAGAUGAUGAUCUGUCUGCCCAACGGCACCGUGGUCCACCACAUCAACGCCAACUACUUCCUGGACAUCACCUCCGCGAGGCCUGAGGACGUCGAGAACAGCGCCUUCAGCUUCUCGUCCACCUUCGAAGACCCGUCCACGGCCACCUACAUGCGGUUCCUGCAGGAGGGCCUGCGGCGCGGCCUGCCGCUCCUCCAGCCCUAGAGCGGCGGCCCCACCGGGGCCCCGGGAGCCAGGCUGAGGGCAGAGCUGCAGAGAAAGGCCCCCAGCAACCACGGACAGGCCCCUUGGCCCCAGAGCCAUAGUGGUCCUCACACAUUUCAAAUAGCGGGCAUUCCCACCCCACCGCUCCCAGACUGCCUGUAAGGUCGGAGGUCAGCUGGGGUACUGUCCUAGCCCUGCACCUGUUACUGGGGAGGUGACGAGGAGGUGCGAGGGCUGACCGGCAUGUGAACCUGAGGCUCCAGCUGCCAGCAUCGGCCCUUCACUACCCACCCGGCUGCAGAAGCUGCUUGAGACGCCCUGACAUGACGGCUGAGGCCGUUUCACUAGAGGUCACCCUCUCAGGCACAUGGCCCAGGCCCUCGUGGGGUGAAGCAUGGGGGGAAGUGAGUGCUAGGAAAGCAGGGUCACCCCUUUCUCCUUCCUUUCACCUCUCCCCGGAAGGAACACCCACCGAGAAGCCCUGGAGUGGUGGGAGGGGCGCAGGGGCCAGAGAGCGUCCUGUUUUUGUCUGGAGCCUUUUUCCCAGUGGCCGCAGCCCUUGCUGCCCUCCGGCCUCGCUGCCCUCCUAUGUCUGGUGUGCCCCGGGGGGUCGGUCUCAGCGGGGACAGCCAUCUGGAGGCUCUGGGCAGAACCCGUCCUUCUUCGGAAGGGAAAACCAUUCGGUCCCCCAGAACUUGGCUCCCCAGACCAGUCUGUCCGACCUGAUGACAGGACCCCCACACCGUUUGGGGACCCGCCAGAGGCCAGCUGUCUGGAAAAGUUUGCUGUGCAGCAGGCCGCUGCCCUUGGCCAGGGGCUCCAUCGGGGAGGCCCUGAGGCCCAGGCCUGAGGCAUCCCCGAGCCACCGCAGCACCGGGUCACAGCAGGGUGCUGGAGCCAGAGCCCUGGUCCUGCCUCCUGCCCUGAGACCUCGGCUCCACGGGAGCGCAGCCCAGCUGAGGGGCAGAGCCUCCCCAGAGCCGGCACCAUCCCGGCGGCCAGGGCGGCCCCGACCAGCCUGUCCACUGCUGGGCGGCUGCUGACCCUCCUCGGCCCCUCUUAGGGUCUCGGUUCCUAUCCCAAGCCACUGACCACGGCCAGUCUCUUUUUUAUACACGCAGAGAAGUGUUUUUAUGUGACCUUUCUCACAAUUUGUAGGUAUUUUUGAUAACCCCAGUCCUAAGGAGAAGGACGGGGCAAAGGCUCCCUCCAGCAGCUGCCCCAUGACGGCUGGGUCUGAAACCCUGGAUGGACCCAGUUCGAUGUCUUCGCAGUUGCUCCUGGGGACGAAACAUGCCUCUCUCCCUUCUCUUCCGUUUUUUUUAAAAGCCAGCCCUCAAAGGGUCAGUGUGCCCUUGCUCUCCUCUCAGGCCCACAAGAGCCCCUAGGGCUUCUGUUAAGGCCCUGGGGCCAAGCCUGCUCCCCACCCCCACCCACAGGGGUCCUCUCUUCCGCCGGGAGGAGGAGGAAGGAAGGCAGACGUUUCCUCAGACGCAUUCCCAGGCCUUCCAUCGGCCGAGCGCCCCGCCCGCCGCUGGAGGGGCCACGCUGAGCUCUCUCCUUCUGAGGCAUUUUGUUAACAUUACAUGUCUUUCCUCAUUUCAUCCCCACAACAAGCCCGUGAGGCGGAUAUUAUCUGUUCCCGUUUUUCAGAUGAAGAAACUGAGUCUCACCCUGGCUGGUGUGCCUCAAGGGAUUGAACGUCGACCUGCAAACCAAAAGGUCUCCAGUUCGAUUCCCAGUCAGGGCACAUGCCUAGCUUACAGGCCA
Phyllostomus hastatus (greater spear-nosed bat) is the source of this 3453-nucleotide messenger RNA. RefSeq names its product selenoprotein N (gene SELENON). Gene Ontology annotation, biological process: skeletal muscle fiber development; calcium ion homeostasis. The record is from RefSeq and is a predicted model, not a curated record. Gene Ontology annotation, molecular function: calcium ion binding. Lineage: Eukaryota; Metazoa; Chordata; Mammalia; Chiroptera; Phyllostomidae. The transcript is spliced from 12 exons. Gene Ontology annotation, cellular component: endoplasmic reticulum membrane.